This is a messenger RNA of Tinamus guttatus (white-throated tinamou), 2583 nucleotides long. The record is from RefSeq and is a predicted model, not a curated record. Lineage: Eukaryota; Metazoa; Chordata; Aves; Tinamiformes; Tinamidae.
UCGUGCUGCUCUGCCUCGCCAAGUGCCUCAAGGCGCUCGGCCUCUUCGAGUCCUACGACCUGCUGAAGGCCGUGCACCUCGUGCAGUUCAUCUUCGUGCUGAAGCUGGGCUCUGCAUUUUUUAUGGUUUUGUUUCAAAAACCAUUUUCUUCUGGAAAAGUGGUAACCAAGCGUCAGUGGAUCAAAAUUUUUAAGCAUGCUGUUGUGGGAUGUAUCAUUUCACUCUUGUGGUUUUUUGGCCUUACUCUUUGUGGACCACUGAGGACGUUGUUGCUGUUUGAGCACAGUGAUGUGGUUGUGCUGUCACUCCUUAGUGUUCUGUUCACAAGCUCAGGUGGAGGACCAGCAAAGACAAGAGGUGCUGCAUUUUUCAUCAUAGCUGUCAUCUGCUUAUUGCUUUUUGAUAACGAUGAUCUCAUGGCUAAAAUAGCAGAACAUCCCGAAGGGCACCAUGACAGUGCUCUUACCCACGUUCUGUAUACAAUCAUUGCUUUCCUGGGUGUUGCAGAUCACAAGGGAGGAGUGCUGCUUCUGGUACUGGCCUUGUGUUGCAAGGUUGGUUUUCACAUGGCUUCCCGAAAGCUCUCCGUGGAUGUAGGUGGAGCCAAGCGUCUCCAAGCGUUGUCUCAUCUCAUGUCCGUCCUCCUGCUGAGCCCGUGGGUCAUCGUUCUCUCGCUGACAACAGAGAGUAAAGUAGAGUCCUGGUCUUCUCUCAUCAUGCCUUUCAUAACAGUCAUCUUUUUUGUUGUCAUCUUGGAUUUCUAUGUGGAGUCUAUAUGCUCUGUCAAGAUGGAAGCUUCCAAGUGUGCUCGUUACGGAUCCUUUCUCAUUUUCAUUAGUGCACUGCUUUUGGGCAACUUUUGGACACAUCCAAUAACAGACCAGCUUCGAGCUAUGAACAAGCCACCACACCAGGAAAGCACAGAGCACGUUCUUUCUGGAGGAGUGGUAGUGAGUGCUGUUUUUUUCAUUUUAUCUGCCAAUAUCCUGUCCUCCCCCUCCAGGAAAGGGCAGAAAGGCACCCUUAUUGGCUAUUCCCCUGAAGGUACUCCUCUCUAUAACUUCAUGGGUGAUGCCCUGCAGCAGAGCUCGCAGUCCUUGCCCCGCUUUAUUAAAGAGUCACUGAAGCAAAUCCUCGAGGAGUACGAUUCAAGACACAUCUUCUACUUUCUGUGCCUAAACCUGGCGUUCACUUUUGUGGAGCUUUUCUAUGGAGUGUGGACCAAUAGCCUUGGUCUUAUUUCCGAUGGAUUUCACAUGCUUUUUGAUUGUUCUGCUUUAGUGAUGGGGCUUUUUGCUGCUCUGAUGACAAGAUGGAAAGCAACUCGCAUAUUUUCCUAUGGGUAUGGGCGUGUAGAAAUUCUCUCUGGAUUUAUUAAUGGGCUCUUUCUUAUGGUAAUUGCUUUCUUUGUCUUCAUGGAAUCAGUGGCCAGGCUUGUAGAUCCUCCAGACAUAGAUACAAAUAUGUUAACACCGGUCUCCGUUGGGGGGCUCAUAGUCAACCUCGUUGGUAUCUGCGCCUUCAGCCACGCGCACUCGCACGGGGCGCCCCGGGGGGGCUGCCACUCGCACGAGCACAGCCACUCGCACCACGGCCACGGCCACAGCGAGCACGGCCACGGCCAUGCCCACGGGGCUUCGGGAGGAGGCAUGAACACCAAUAUGAGAGGUGUGUUUCUGCAUGUGUUAGCAGACACUCUUGGCAGUGUUGGUGUUAUUGUUUCCACGAUAUUUAUUCAGCAAUUUGGAUGGCUGAUAGCUGAUCCACUCUGCUCUCUUUUUAUUGCUACGUUGAUUUUUCUCAGUGUUAUCCCACUGCUGAAAGAUGCCUGUCAAGUGCUUUUGUUGAGAAUACCUCCAGAACAGGAGAAAGAUCUGCAUGCUGCUUUAGAAAAGAUUCAGAAAAUAGAUGGAGUCAUAUCCUACAGAGAUCCUCACUUUUGGUGUCACUCCGCGAGUGUGGUAGCUGGUACAAUACACGUGCAAGUGAUGUCAGAGGUGAUGGAGCAGAGAAUUGUACAGCAGGUUACAGCAAUUCUUAAAGAUGUUGGAGUAAAUAACCUGACUGUUCAAGUGGAGAAGGAAGCCUAUUUCCAACACAUGUCUGGCCUCAGUACAGGAUUCCAGGAUGUCCUUGCAAUGACGCAGCAACUGGAAUCCAUGAAAUACUACAAAGAUGGUACUUAUAUCAUGUGAUAAGAAAGCCUUUGCCAGAGGGGAUUUACACAGCUGCAGGAUUCCAUAUGUGUAUUUUUUGUCACAGGAACAUGCGCAUACAUGUACAGAAACAAAUGUACUAUAUAUAUGUUUUUUUUAAGCAUAAUAUCUUUAUUAAAGUUGGAUCAAGACACUUUUAUAAAGAAAGAUGGACUAGAAUAUUUGCUGUAUAUGUGGAAAUAAUGGAAAUCUUAAAUACUGUAAUUGGUGUUUAUUAAACAGAAAUCUUGCGACUUGUGGAUGAGCACAGAUAUAUUCCGUAUUUUAAGAGAAAGUAUGGAACAUCAUUAUUAUAAUCCCUGUGCCAUAGGAAAUGGAAAGAGUUUAGGUUGCAAUGGAAACAAUCAGCUAAAAUCUUUUUGUUCAU